This is a messenger RNA of Sphaerodactylus townsendi, 1202 nucleotides long. It is a transcript of the gene DBNDD2, whose product is annotated as dysbindin domain containing 2. The record is from RefSeq and is a predicted model, not a curated record. Gene Ontology annotation, biological process: negative regulation of protein kinase activity. The transcript is spliced from 4 exons. Bases 224 to 766 code for a protein of 180 amino acids. Gene Ontology annotation, cellular component: cytoplasm. NCBI's taxonomy places the organism in Eukaryota, Metazoa, Chordata, Lepidosauria, Squamata, Sphaerodactylidae.
GCUGCUCAUCUACUUGGUACGGUCUGCCUGAGCCUCCGCCAGCCCUGACAGGCAGACAGUCAGCCUCAGUUGCACUCUCUGCCGGAGGAGUCCCUCGGCUGGACCGGACCACUCCCUGGAAAGGGGAUGGUAGGGAACCGCCGCCUCUGACCUGGCGCAGCGCGGGUUCCCGGGUGGUCCUGGGGCUCAAGGCGGACCCCUGAAGAGCUGCCGUCGGGAGGCGAUGUCUGACGCUCACAGCCAGAACAGGAGGCUACCCUCCGAGGCAGACAAUGGGCAGCGAGGGCUGGACUCAGAGCAGUUGCAGCAACAGCAGCUCAAGCUGCGUGAAAGGCAGAGAUUCUUUGAGGAGGUUUUCCAGCAUGAUGUCGAUUUCUUCUUCCCGGUAUCUCAUCUGCAGAUUGAACACAGGAGGCCUCCCCUUGGUAGCAUUUCCUCCAUGGAGGUGAACGUGGACAUGCUGGAGCAGAUGGACAUGAUGGACCUCUCUGACCAAGACACUGUGGAUGUGUUUCUCAGCUGCGGGACAGAGGACAACAACAACGUUGCCACUCUCCUUCCAGAUUCCAACCACUACCAGGAAGAAAUCUCUCUGCAAGUGCCCAACGCAACUGAGAUCAAAUCCCGGAUCUCGUCCACCUCUUCUGCCUCCACAGACCUGAACAGCCUGGACACCAGCGAUGAAGGGCCUGAGACACCCGUGGUGCAGUCUGAUGAAGAAGAGCUCCAGCAAGACAACCCUAAAGAGGAGGAGACCGGAAGUUAGUGUGUGGAGGAGGGUCUGCCUCUCUCCACGUAUACCCUGCGGCAUGGGGCUUUCCAGCAUGAGAUGAUGAAGGGACUUUACCGUCUGACUGGCUCUUGGACUCCCCCGGAAUAAACUCCACAGAGGUGCUUUAUGCCAGUCACUGUACUUGGAGAGCCCUUCCUCCUGGAAGAUGGUCAGUGGGUGGUCAGCAGAGGAGCCAAAGGGGAAUUGGGGUGAGGUGUGAGGGUGCUGUAGAACAUCAGAAACUAAUUCUCCAGGCUUUUUCUGCUAACGUUCCUGCUUCACUUCACCCUGAGUUACUUGUGGCAACAACCACAGUUAUUUCAGGCAAGGCCUUGGUGUACGCAGCAUUUGCUGUCUCCUUAAUCUCAGUACACACACACACUAAAUGUUUAACUAUAAAAUAGUAGAAAUUAUAUUCCUUUCAAAUAAA